Molecule: messenger RNA, 2524 nt
Organism: Mya arenaria
Lineage: Eukaryota; Metazoa; Mollusca; Bivalvia; Myida; Myidae
Exons: 2
Coding region: 845-1459 (204 amino acids)
Source: RefSeq, a predicted model, not a curated record
UCCUUGUUACAAAAUAGACAGAUGUGACUGAAAGAACAUCUAUUUGUUUCAGUUCGUGAGUCUUUUUUAAACUCGAGAGAGAAAAUGGAAUAUAAUUUUGGAUCAUCAAUAUCUUCCCAUAGACGGUGUUGGGGUUCGAGAAGCACUAGAACUCAGUGUUAUUGUUCGUGGAAAUGGGUCAAUUCGCUAUAAAAUAUACAGGAAAAGUACUCUCUACAACUAUUCGCCCAUCUCCGGUCACCUCGGGAUAGACAAUCGUUACUGCUCGGCAGUGUUCGGCAGGCCCCGGGAUCGACAAUUAACCGAAUGUGGAAAGGCCCACUCAACUAUCGAUAACUAUUUUUAAUGUUGAAACAGGAAUAAAUUACGGCAUGUUGAAAAAACAUUUCUGGAUUUUAAAAAGAUUGUAAAUUUAGCACGGUUGUAAUUACACUUACCAUUUUGAUAUCGUGUUUUAUGUCAGUGUGAAAUUGAUCGAAAUAUUGGUUUUCUUCGUAUCAGCGGAGUACAAACAAUUAAAUUCCUAGUUACAAAAUGAACAGAAACUGACUGUUUGAACAAGUUUGUGUCAUUUUUAAACCGCAGAGAGAAAAUGGCAUCUAAUUUUGAAUCAUCCAUUCAGAGGGGAUGUGAUUCUGUUCACGAUUUUUCCUGCUCUCCGUGUGAAGAGAACGGAUUUAACACAGAAGCUCACCAUUAUUGUACACAAUGCACUAAAUAGUACUGCCAAAACUGUGUUUCAAAACAUAACGUAUUAUAUCAGAAGCACGCGGUGCUCGGCCGAAAGGGCGUGAAGAAAUGGGAGGCAGCCCCAGGUGUGGUUGACGCCCUGGAGAGAUGCGGGAUGCACCCCGGGGAGGCGCUAAAGCUGGUUUGUGGUGGCCAUGACCAGCUGUGUUGUUCUAUAUGCGUUGCCAUUGACCACAGACAAUGCUCCAAACUCCAACACAUUCCAGAUGUAGCAAAAGGUGUUCAGAGAAAUAUUGAGUUUCAACAAAUUCCAAAGAAGAUCGCUGAUGUUCAAAAGCAAUUCGAGAAGACUAAAGAAUCACGAUUGAAGAAUACCUCAUCUCUGAAAAAGACGCGGGCAGCCAUUUCUGAUGAAAUCAAAACCAUACGUAAGGAUAUCAACGAAAUCCUUGACAAGAUUGAGAAAACAACUUUACAGGACUUGGACGGAAUGAUAGCUGAACUUGAAAAAAACCUAAAGGAAGAUAUUGAAACUUGUGAUAAAAUGACUUUCGAACUGCAAAACAUGAUAGUCGCUUUUCAAACCAAAGAAAAAUCAAGCGAGUCAAAAUCAUAUAUUGCGUACAGAAAGGGCGAGGAUAUGAUUUCACAAGCAAACGAUCAUCUUUGUGGCAUAUCAGCCAUUGAGUAUUACAAUGUAACAUUUCAAGCCAAUAACCUUAUAGAAGAACUGUUAUCAUCAAUAAAGACGUUUUUAGAGAUUGAAUAACAAACUGUUAUGACCAAACAGCAAAAAGAUGCCCCUUUCGGUCGAAUCCACGUCUUCAGUGUUGCAGAGUACAAGAAGUACAACGUGAAGAUGAGUGAUGACAAACGUCAAUGUAUUAUCUAUGGUGUAUAUGAAAUGCCAAGUGGAGAGUUUGUCAUAGCAGACGGGGGUAAUUGUAAAGUGAAGCUCCUGGACAAGGAGUACAGGGUGCUCGACCACUGUGAUGUCGCGGGGAGUCCAUACGACGUGUGCCACAUUGACGGAAAUGAAGUAGCCGUUUGUGUGAACUUUAUUUCAUGAAUGCUACGAAAGGAAAACUCGUAACUACGAGGAAGUUAAGUUUCAGCCAUGUUUGUAAUGCCGCAGCUCAUCAUGGUGGCGAACUUUAUAUCUCCUCCGGUACCGCCCUUUACGUCUACACGAUGUCGGGUCAGAUGGUGAAGAAGCUGUACGAGGCAUGUCUGGGGGUAGAACGGUCGAGAAAUGUGCCAUCAGUAACGACGGGAAGACGAUCUACAUUACAAACUACAAUAACCAUCAACUGAUCACCCUGGACAGCAACGGCAACAAGGUGGCCUUACUCACUGACCCUGACAUAAAAUAUCCUACCGGAGUACAUGUGACACCUGCUGGACACGUGUUCGUCUGCUGCUAUGACUACGGCACAGUGUUUCAGGUUGACAAAGACGGGUAAAAGAAGUUGGCCACCUUGGCGAGGAUAAAAGACGGACUGUACGGACCGCUAGAUUUAUUUUUCAGCAGCCGCACUUCUUCUUUGAUUGUUGGUGGAUAUAAAGACAUACUUCUUGUUAUCAAGUUAAUUUAAUACUAAAAACUAUUCAUGUUUGAUUUGGUACUAUCGAACUCGGAUCUUCCUUAUUGUUGCUAAGUACGUUGCAGUAUUUUCAUAUAAACUUAUGUUUAGACCGCUGGCUAUAAAGAAUAUGAUAUGAAUGCAAAAGCAUCAUGUGAAUACUUUUAUUUUAUCAUGUUUUGGACAAUGUAUAGCCAACAAACAAUGUGAAAAUAUUAUAUAUGUAUGUUCUAUUUGAUGAAUGUAGAAUG